AUGAUCCGGACAGAGCUUACAAGGUCGACCCCAGCGUUCUCUAGGGCCUUUUCUCGAAGUUAUACAAGUCGAAGGGACCUUCUUCCGACCACACAGUCUCCAAUCAUCACAAAACUCGAUUUUUUCAACUCGGUUGGAGGUAAAGAUAACCCAAUACCUACCUAUCGUCUCAUAGAUGGUGUUGGUAAACCACUACAAGGAGCCCAGCUACCUGAUAUCGACAAAGAUUAUGCUCGAAAAUUGUACGAGCACAUGCAACUUCUGCCAACUUUGGACAAUGUACUAUAUAAUGUCCAGCGCCAGGGAAAGAUAUCCUUCUACUACGGCGAAGAAGCCACUAUUAUCGGCUCGGCUGCUGCCCUGGAAAAGGACGACGAGUAA
This is a messenger RNA of Psilocybe cubensis, 381 nucleotides long. RefSeq lists its product as uncharacterized. Gene Ontology annotation, biological process: branched-chain amino acid catabolic process. Bases 1 to 381 code for a protein of 126 amino acids. The transcript has 3 exons. NCBI's taxonomy places the organism in Eukaryota, Fungi, Basidiomycota, Agaricomycetes, Agaricales, Agrocybaceae. The record is from RefSeq and is a predicted model, not a curated record.